Molecule: messenger RNA, 1523 nt
Organism: Tachyglossus aculeatus (Australian echidna)
Lineage: Eukaryota; Metazoa; Chordata; Mammalia; Monotremata; Tachyglossidae
Gene: SEC13
Product: SEC13 homolog, nuclear pore and COPII coat complex component
Exons: 9
Coding region: 113-1078 (321 amino acids)
Biological process (GO): positive regulation of TOR signaling; protein import into nucleus; COPII-coated vesicle budding
Cellular component (GO): nuclear pore outer ring; COPII vesicle coat
Molecular function (GO): structural molecule activity; protein binding
Source: RefSeq, a predicted model, not a curated record
GUGCCGGGCUACCGUCGGGGAAGCUGCCACGUCCGAGGCCAGUGGAGGCGCCGCUGCCAUUGUUGCCGCUGUAUUCUGCCCCGAAAUCGGAGCCUCCGCCGCCCUUGCUGCCAUGGUGUCAGUAAUUAACACGGUGGACACCUCCCAUGAGGACAUGAUUCAUGACGCUCAGAUGGACUAUUAUGGCACCCGACUGGCCACCUGCUCGUCAGAUAGAUCUGUCAAAAUUUUUGAUGUGCGGAACGGAGGGCAGAUCCUCAUCGCCGAUCUGAGAGGUCACGAAGGCCCUGUGUGGCAAGUAGCCUGGGCUCACCCAAUGUAUGGAAACGUCUUAUCUUCCUGUUCUUAUGACCGGAAGGUCAUUAUAUGGAAGGAAGAAAACGGCACUUGGGAAAAGACUUAUGAGUAUACGGGACAUGACUCUUCAGUGAACUCUGUGUGCUGGGCCCCUCACGACUAUGGGUUGAUCCUUGCUUGUGGCAGCUCUGACGGGGCCAUCUCGCUGCUGAGUUACACCGGGGAGGGACAGUGGGAAAUCAAAAAGAUCAGCAACGCUCACACCAUUGGCUGCAAUGCUGUCAGCUGGGCACCUGCUGUUAUCCCCGGGAGCCUGGUAGACCAGCCGUCCGGACACAAGCCACAUUUCAUCAAGAAGUUUGCAUCAGGUGGCUGUGACAAUCUGAUCAAGCUAUGGAAAGAGGAGGAGGAUGGCCAGUGGAAGGAAGAUCAGAAACUGGAGGCUCACAGUGACUGGGUCCGGGAUGUUGCCUGGGCUCCCUCCAUAGGCCUGCCAACAAGCACCAUUGCCAGUUGCUCCCAGGAUGGCCGAGUGUUCAUCUGGACCUGCGACGAGGCCUCUGGAGGCUCAUGGAACCCCAAACUGCUGCACAAAUUCAAUGACGUGGUGUGGCACGUGAGCUGGUCCAUCACAGCCAACAUCCUGGCUGUCUCUGGAGGGGAUAAUAAAGUCACUCUUUGGAAGGAAUCUGUAGAUGGACAGUGGAUGUGCAUCAGCGAUGUCAACAAGGGCCAGGGCGCGGUGUCUGCUAUCACAGAUGGCCAGCAGAAUGAGCAGUGACAGAUCAGAAGCUGAUCGGAGCAGAGACGGAGCAAUCCAAGGCAGCAGCUAGAUGGCUACCCAUAACUAUGAUUUCUAUUACUUCUAUUGCCCUUUCAGUUGAUGAAACAUUUCAUCUGAACUGGGAAGGCAAAUAAGUCACUUCCAAAUCCAGUCUUGCUUUUCCAUGAAUAACUAUUUCAGAUGCAACCACAGUAUUGAUUAAUUGCCCUUGGCUGGUUGAAAAUGCUCACGAAGAAAAAAAAAAGUCACCCACUCCUGCUAGAACACGGGUUUUCACUCUGCAUUUUGUCUUCAGGGUCGUUAAGGGAUCAGGGAAUAUUCCUUUAACAACGUGAGCCAGAUAGAUUCAGAAUAUGCUAGAGCCAGAAAUAAAGGAAUUAGGAAUUUCUUUGGUUUUUCAAAUUUGGAGUUUCAACAAAAAUUAAAUAAUGUUUAUUAAAGA